Messenger RNA from Didymodactylos carnosus, 1332 nucleotides. The record is from the annotation of a GenBank genome assembly. Lineage: Eukaryota; Metazoa; Rotifera; Eurotatoria; Philodinida; Philodinidae.
AUGACCAAGCAUGGCUGUGCGUGUGUGUUCGAAAUAAAUUUUUAUCUUCAGCGACCAAGUGAGAAUACUAUUAGAACAAUCAACAACUAUCAAUGGUGGCAGAGUCGUCGAAUUAAACUAGUUAUAUCUGUUAUUGUUCUCGCAAUAGUCAUCAUUACCCUCUCACUGGUAUUGAAAUUUGUCAUUCUUGCACCGAAGAAGUCGGAAACCACUACGGGUACUACCAUCACCACUGCAUCCACACCAUCGAUAACAACCGAAUUAUACUCAACAGCCACAACCACAACCACAACUCCUACUACCACAACCCCUACUACCACAACAACGUCGAAUGAACAAUCAGUCUGGCGGCAGGCUGGUAAUCUGAAUCAUGCACGAUAUCGACAUGCAGCAUCCGUCUUAACCGAUGGAAAAGUAUUAGUUACUGGUGGAUUUAGUGGUUCAUAUCAGCUAGAUAGUGCUGAGCUAUAUGAUCCAACUACAGACAACUGGACACUUACUGGCAACAUGAAUAUUGAACGAGAACUGCACACAGCAUCUUUAUUGACAAAUGGAAGAGUAUUAGUUGUGGGUGGAGAAUCAGCUCAUGGUUAUACAGAUGUAGCUGAAUUAUAUGAUCCAUCCACAGGUAUGUGGACAGUUAUUGCUACCAUGCAGCAAGCACGUGCAGAACACACCGAAACUGUACUACCGAAUGGGAAAGUGUUAGUUGCUGGCGGUUUCAAUGGUGCUUCUCAUCUAGAUAACGCCGAAUUGUACGAUCCAUCAACAGAAACAUGGACUAACACUAGUGACAUGAACGUUGGACGAGAACAUCACACAGCAUGUGUGCUAAAAGAUGGAAGAGUGUUAGUGGCUGGUGGCGGUAAUCAUCCUUAUGAAAACAGUGCUGAGCUGUAUGAUCCUUUGACCGAAAUAUGGUCAUUUACGGGUAAUAUGACGACUGGGCGCGAAAGGCAUACAGCAACUGUAUUGGAAGAUGGGAAAGUAUUGGUGACUGGUGGAGCACAUGAUCAAAUGAGUAGUGCUGAAUUGUAUGAUCCAGCUACAGAAACAUGGACAGCGAUCAAUGCGAUGAAGCAGACACGAUUUGAUCAUACAGCAUCGGUGCUAGCAAAUGGGAAAGUAUUAAUUGCUGGUGGAUAUAUUGUUGAUGUUCUUGAUAGUGCUGAACUGUACGAUCCAUUCACAGAAAGUUGGAUCGCAGCUGCAAACAUGAAUCAUAUUCGAACUGAUCACGUAGCAUUUGUAUUAGCCAACGGAAAAGUCUUGGUUGCUGGCGGAUAUGAUAAUACGGCCAUGAAUGCCGCAGAACUCUAUGAAUUAUUGUAA